Cylicocyclus nassatus is the source of this 1633-nucleotide messenger RNA. The record is from the annotation of a GenBank genome assembly. NCBI's taxonomy places the organism in Eukaryota, Metazoa, Nematoda, Chromadorea, Rhabditida, Strongylidae.
UUCCGAUUUACUUCGCUGCUUCCACAGUGGUCUCUAAGUACAUGAAAGGAGAAAAUAAAAAGAAUGAAUUGAAAGGGUGAAUUCGAGCGGAAAUUUCGCGGAAAUGACAAGCCGUCCAUUGUGCAGUGUCGCAGUUGCAGCCGCGUCGAUAGAGCGUCCCAAACGGCUUGCUCUGAUUUGCAUAGGAAAUGCUUCUUGUUUUGUGGAUCUCUGGAUGAUAUUGAUGCAGUAGCAGUGGUAUAUCAAUCGAAGUGAAGUGCAGUAUGAGUCUGAGAUUAAUGCCGGUGCUAGAUGCAGCCAGCCGAAAUGCAUUGUAUGCGAGGAGGCUUCUGUCAUUUCGUAUAGUGAAGAAGUUUUGUGUAUACAAUCAAAGGCGGCAAACCGGCAGAUUGAGAGAUCCCGCUGCGCCGUUGGAGGAUUUUUCAUUCCCAUGGCCCUUCCCCAAGAAGCCAUCUACAUGGUACAAAAUCAAGUCCUACAUCACUUUAGGUGUCGUUUAUCUGUUCACAAGAUUGAUAUUUUUACCAGGAGUCAACAAGUUGCGGAUUUUCAAUAAAGAAACAUUUAUGAAAGCUUGGACUGACAGAACGCGCCCACUUAUCACUAUUUCGAAUCAUCGCAGCAAUCUGGACGAUCCUUUGUUGUGGGCUUUUGUUACCAUGUCGGAGAUGUGGAAAAACGUUGAUCGACAUCGCUACACUUUGGCAGCACAUAAUAUCUGCUUUUCGAAGAAGUGGCACACUACAUUUUUCUCGCUUGGCCGCUGCGUCCCCUGCGUGCGAGGACGUGGAGUUCAUCAGAAAGGAAUGGAUUUUUGCGUGGAAAAACUCAACGAGAAUGGCUGGGUGCACAUGUUUCCUGAAGGUCGCGUCACUCCAAACCCGAUUCGUAUAAAAUGGGGUGUUGGACGAUUGGUUAUGGAUUCAUUGAACCCUCCAUUGAUUCUACCAAUUUGGUGUACAAAUAUGGGCAAUGUUUGGACGGAUCAACCACCGUAUCAUCCACGAUUUGGCCAUAACGUGGAUAUCCAUGUUGGUAACUUGUUGGAUACCCGAUCGAUAUUAGAGGAGCUCUCAUUAAAGAAAGACUGGAGCGAGCUGAAAAGAAGAAAAUUUAUCACAGACGCAAUCCAGACGGAGCUGUUUAAGUUGGGCGAACGAGUUGGCGUAUUAGCAGAUGGAACAGCGGCUCGGAUUUUGCGCGAGAAUGUUAACGAUAAUUUGUGAUGUUUUUGAGCAUAGUUUUGUACGCUUUUGUGUUGCCGUUCUUAUUGGUACCUCACACACUUUUUUACACCCUAUUAUCGCUGUCAUGUUUUAUGCUCCACGCGUUGCGUUGCCGACAUCAGACAGGUGGUCAUGUGUAAUCCAUUGGCAUCUCCUCAGUUUUGUGAAGAUUCACUGAGAGUGGUAGGCUGUUUAUAAGUUGUGUUCAACUAUGAUUCUUUCACUCAAAGUCACGAUUGCAUUCUGUAUUCGUGCCAUCUCAUUUCAGGACUGAUUUUAUGCGUAAUAAUUUCUCACUUUUUGCAUUCGUUUUACAUGGUAUGUUCUCAUUUAUGCUCACUCUGCAAUACUAAUGUUUUUUCCGCUCAGUCCUAUCUUGAUAUGAACAAGGAUUUUUGUUUAUUUUA